GCGACUACAAGAAUCGGCGGCAUUCAUUCAUCGUCGACUUCUGUAGGAGGGUUUUUUUUUGGAAGAACUGUAGGAGGUUUGUAAAUUUGAGAAGUCCACCAUUGUAGCAAAGAGAAAAACCCUUAGAAUCGAUUCUCACCUCCGGUUCCUGUCGUAAGUUUGUACGGAGUAUUUUUUAGCAGAAAAAAAUGGUUCAUGCUUAUAGGAUCAACGGGCAGAAGAGGAAAAAGAAAGAGGAGAAAUAUGACAAGGAAGAAAUAGUUGACCCGUGUUUGGAAGAUGAAGCAACGGAAGCCAUUAAAAAGGCCAAAACUGAGGUUACUGCGGAGGACAAAGAGGAAGCAGAAAAUGUGGUUAAUUUACUACCUGGUAUACCAGUUGUUUCAACCGAACAGAGCAACAAACCUUCUGUCAUUUUUAUCCUAGAGAGGGCUUCAUUGGAGAUUGCCAAAAUCGGAAAGACAUACCAACUUCUCAACUCGGAUGAGCAUGCUGGAUUUCUAAAGAGAAAUAACCUAAACCCAGCUGAAUAUCGACCAGACAUUGCUCAUCAGGCAAUGCUUAUGAUUUUAGACAGCCGGUUAAAUAAGGCUGGGAGAUUGAAAGCUCUGUAUGUGAAGACAGAAAAAGGUGUCCUUUUUGAAGUCAAACCUCAUGUUCGUAUCCCUAGGACUUUUAAGCGAUUUUCUGGUAUCAUAUUGCAGUUGCUUCAAAAGCUUAAUAUAACGGCUGUUGGGAAGAGAGAGAAACUACUCCGCGUAAUAAAGAAUCCUGUUACACAGUAUCUACCCAUAGAUUCUCGUAAAAUUGGCUUUUCACACAGUUCUGAGAAGUUGGUUGACAUUCAGAACUAUGUUGACAAUGUUGGCAGUGAUACAAACCUUGUUUUUGUGCUUGGUGCAAUGUCCCAUGGCAAAAUUGGUAACGAUUACGUUGAAGAUUAUGUUUCAGUUUCAGAUUAUCCACUUAGUGCCGCAUACUGUAUAUCUAUGAUAGCCAAUGCUGUGGAACGCAAGUGGAAGAUACUAUAGAUUCAAAAUUUUCACUUCUUGGUAGUUCAAUCGUAUGACAACAGUGUAAGCUUGCCCCCCUAUUGAUGUCUGCCUGAGCCGAUGAUGACGCAAUUUUGAUUUUUAAGCUUGUUAGAGUUUAAAUAUUUUUGAAAUUUAUUGUUGUCUGAGCUCGUUGAGUUUGUUGAAGCGCCAUGUGUACCAAACAGAUGUGAAAUUUAUUUUUGUGAUCUCUACUCUCAAGUUGAUCUAUCAGUUGGUGAGCAUGGUACAUCUGAAAACAGAUGUGCUGGUGAAGGGAUUUUGGCAGUUAUGAAGAUUUUGGC
Cuscuta europaea is the source of this 1336-nucleotide messenger RNA. NCBI's taxonomy places the organism in Eukaryota, Viridiplantae, Streptophyta, Magnoliopsida, Solanales, Convolvulaceae. The record is from the annotation of a GenBank genome assembly.